AACUGAGACUGCAUGCCGAGUCCUUCCUUACAAGAGACAAACUCAGGUGACGGACUUUUUCCUUUCAAGAAGGAUCUUUAUUCCUGUUGGUAAUGAUGUGUAGAGGGAGCUCAGUCCUGCAGCUGUCACUGGGUUAAAACCCGUCAACCUUGGUGAGGGCGGUCGGUUUGGACAGCCAGAACCCCUCGGAACCGGCUGCUUCUGCAGAGCAAACCGGAUCUCACGUCCAACCUGGAGACAUUUUUUUGCUGCAUUCACGAUGAUCUCAGCGUGACUACUGGGCGCUGAGUAGAGGCAUCCCUCCUCUCUCUCUUUUCCAUCUUCCUCUCCCGCCCCUCUCUGUCUUUAUUCCUCUCUUUUCCUUUCGUGGGUUUAGCACAGGCUGCCCAGUCAUUUAGUCCCCUUUUUUCUGCGCUGGGGAAGCUGAUAGCAAUGGGACGGCUCGGUUUCAGCACCACGGAGAGCGCCCGGCUUCUGCUGCUCGUUGUGUUCGGUGUGCUGGCGCUGUCCGUGGUGCUGGCGGAGCAGGAAGGGGAGAACCUGUCCGGUCUCUCAGACAACCCAGACAAAGCCAUCUUCGCGGUCCGGGAGAACGGCACGACAUGCUUGAUGGUGGAGUUCGCCGUGAGAUUCCUUGUGCCAUAUGACGUGCUCGCGCUCAAUGGGAUAGACCUGAUCACAGAGCAAGCGGCGUUCACUCUGCCCCGUGGUGCAGAAAUCGAGGGGAAAUGUGGGAGCACCGAGUCAGAGAUCCAAAUCACCUGGAAGAACAAGGCCUACACCCUCCGCAUCUACUUCGACACGGAGUUCCGUGACAAGGGCAUUGAGGUGUGGAAGAUCAGCAAGAUCCAGUUCGUCUAUGACACCUCGGAGACAUCGCAUUUCACCAACGCGUAUAACCCUGGGAAGCACACAGCCAACACCCACCACCUCUUGGCCCUGGUGACCCCUUUCGGGCGCUCCUAUGUGUGUUCAGCGCAGCAGACUUUCACCCUCAUCUCAAGCGACCACCAGAAGGGUGUCACAAUCUCCAUGUAUGACACCCAGAUCCAGCCCUUCGACAUCGCCUCUGACUUCAUAUUCAGUGAACCCUACAAGUGCAUCACUGACCAGCGGGAGCGCCUGGAAGAAACCCUCCCCCUCAUUCUGGGUUUCAUUUUGGCCCUCAUAAUCGUCAUCACACUCACGGUCUACCACUUCCACCUGAAGCUGACAGCGAACCAGCCCCAGCUGCCCAGAGAUCGCUCCAUGUACAAGAACAUGUAGCCAGCAGCAAGGCGGCAGCUCCCUCAGAUCUCCCCAAAGCUAACCUGAUAAAGACUUGUCUCCUCGAUGUCCCAGGCCUAACACCACAGAGGAAAGUGCCAUGCGAUGGACUGAAUCCCUGACAGAGAAAUGUGUGUAGCCUGUACUGAAGGCCUACUGAAACUUUUGAACAGCUAAAACACAAGUUAAUGGGACAGCUUGGGGCCUAGCAUGGAUGUAGUUGCAAACCCAAUUUACCUGACUGCUGAAUUGAAUCUCAAUGCCAUAAAUUCAUAGUUGGUAUUACACUAAUUAGAAUUUUAAUGAAAAUAAAAACAAAUGCUUUUAUGAAAAUAUGAUUGAUUUUGUUUGGAUUGGUGGUUGUUAAGAUUGGUGGAUGUCAUUUGAAAAUCACCAACUUCAGGUUAUAGUUCACCUAUUAUUUUUUUUCUCCAUAAUGUUGUUUCAGCAAAAUUUGAUCCAACUUCUAUUUGAAAGAAAUUUCAGAAAUUGCCAGAGCUUCUGCUGUCAUUUGCCAACUGUUUGUUGUCUUCUCCUCUCUUUCUCUCUCUAAAACUGCUGCUAAAUAAUUUCUGUUCUGUAUUUCCUAAUCUUGACAUUUCUUGUUCAAGAAUCCCUUUAAUUUAUUUUUUUGAAUGCAGCCAUAGUGUUUUACAGUGGACAAGUCUUGUAGUGUGUGCAGUUUAGUGGCAUUCAGAGUUGCAAUGUUUUUGCUUUGAAAUGUUUUCUCUACACCAAUGUAUGUAACAUAUCAAAAAAAAGGAAGAAAGAUAUACAUAAACAUCUGACAAAACUUCUGUACUAAAUACUGAAGAAUUUAUCAGAAGGCCAUAUGAGAGUGUUUAUGAAAAGAUAGGUUAUUAAAUUGAAAAAAUAAUGUGUAUAAUAUUUUCAGAAUCAAAGUCUAUGCAUAAACCUCUGCUGAUGCAAUCUUGUGCAGUAUUCUUCUGUUCAUUAAAAUAAAUUGCUGGAAUCAUCUCUA
Perca fluviatilis (European perch) is the source of this 2248-nucleotide messenger RNA. It is a transcript of the gene lamp5, whose product is annotated as lysosomal associated membrane protein family member 5. The record is from RefSeq and is a predicted model, not a curated record. NCBI's taxonomy places the organism in Eukaryota, Metazoa, Chordata, Actinopteri, Perciformes, Percidae. The transcript has 6 exons. Bases 433 to 1266 code for a protein of 277 amino acids. Gene Ontology annotation, cellular component: membrane.